AGAUGACAUAUUUAUGCAGAAACAGGUAUUUUCUUACACUGCUGCCUGAAAAAAUGUGUGCAUUCAUGCUCAUGAUUCUUUCAUUAUUAUAUCCAUUGUUGUUAUCAGAUGAGAACAUGGAUAUUCAGAGGGGCUAAAUGACCUACCCAAAGUAGGUCUUCUGGUUACAAAUCCUGCUCCAGGCUGCCCUAAAGGAAAAGGGAAGCAGCAAUGGAUAAGAAAAGAGAAAUGGUUCUAGAGAGAAGAGGUACUCCCAUGUAGGGAUUCAUAAAGGCAUAGAGCACCUAGAGAUUUGCUGCCUCCAUUACGCUGCUGGGUCUCACAGCACUUGUUAUGUUUUUAAGUUUCUCUCCAGAAGAGAUUGGAAACCCAAGUGCCUACAGAGGCCAGUCUGGUGGGAAUGAAGCAGGAAGCCACAGCAGUGACCUGGAGAGCCAAGUUCUUUCUGAAGGAGCAGCCGCUGCUCUGGUCCAGAUAAUUGUUGCAAAGCAGGAAUGUUAACCUAGUGAUGCCACUUUGUCCAGUUUAUCAGGCUACAUUAUUGGAAUUUUGAAGACAUGAAAACAUCAGAUGAACCAACCUGCAACAUCUUGGAUUCAGAUUGGAAGAUGAAGAGAAAGUUUAAAGAAUGUGGCCUAUAAAGGCGGGUAGUACCUGGAAAUAUUAACCGACUGGCAUUGUAAAAAUGAGACUGGUUUCUAAAGAGUAGAGAUUAUUUUAGUCCAACAUCAAGGUUCAAGACAAAAUGUUGAACUAAAAACUUUACCCCCCUCCCCUCCCCCACUUCAGACAGGUACCAGCAUUAGUGAAUAUGAUUUUCCUUAGCCAGAAGCACUCUGCUUUACCCAUGUAGACCAUCCUUAGGAAUUAAAUAUUGGUUAUUUAAUGUAGAUUAUAAUGGGAAACUGAUUUUUUCCACAAUGGCAGAUUUCAAGGACUUGGUUCCAAACUGAGCCGGAGCAUCCCAGUGCAUUGUGUACAGUCUGGGAACAACUAUGCUGCACUGGCCGUUUUUGAAGGCCAUCAUGCCCUGUAAUAUAAGGAUAUCAUCUUCUUGCUGAUAUCUUUGGAGAGUCCCAAGCAGACACAGAAAAUGAAUGGAGGCAAGGAGUGUGACGGAGGGGACAAGGAUGGAGGUCUUCCAGCGAUACAAGUUCCUGUGGGUUGGCAGCGCCGUGUGGAUCACAAUGGAGUGCUUUAUGUCAGUCCCAGUGGGUCUUUGUUAUCUUGCUUGGAGCAGGUUAAAACAUACCUGCUUACUGACGGAACAUGCAAGUGUGGCUUGGAAUGUCCUCUUAUUCUUCCCAAGGUGUUUAAUUUUGAUCCUGGAGCUGCUGUGAAGCAGAGAACUGCAGAAGAUGUUAAAGCCGAUGAAGAUGUCACAAAGCUAUGCAUCCAUAAAAGGAAAAUCAUCGCAGUGGCCACACUUCAUAAAAGCAUGGAAGCCCCACAUCCUUCUCUGGUGCUUACCAGUCCCGGAGGAGGAACAAAUGCGACUCCAGUAGUACCUUCACGGGCAGCAACUCCAAGAUCCGUAAGAAAUAAGUCUCAUGAAGGAAUUACAAAUUCUGUAAUGCCUGAAUGUAAGCAUCCUUUCAAGUUAAUGAUGGGAUCAUCAAAUGCCAUGGGAAGGCUCUAUGUACAAGAACUGCCUGGAAGCCAGCAACAAGAACUCCACCCCGUCUACCCCCGGCAAAGAUUGGGCAGCAGUGAACAUGGACAGAAAUCUCCAUUCCGUGGCAGCCAUGGAGGCCUGCCCAGCCCAGCGUCGUCAGGAUCCCAGAUUUAUGGAGAUGGCUCAAUCUCUCCGAGGACUGACCCACUUGGAAGCCCUGAUGUUUUCACAAGAAAUAAUCCUGGUUUUCAUGGAGCUCCCAAUUCCAGUCCUAUUCACCUGAAUAGGACUCCUCUCUCUCCACCUUCAGUAAUGCUACACGGUUCUCCUGUACAGUCAUCCUGUGCAAUGGCUGGAAGGACUAAUAUACCUCUUUCCCCAACCUUGACUACAAAGAGUCCAGUAAUGAAAAAACCAAUGUGUAAUUUUUCAAAUAAUAUGGAAAUACCACGAGCAAUGUUCCACCACAAACUACCCCACGGCCCACCUCCCCCUCCUCCACCUUCUUGUGCUCUUCAGAAAAAGCCAUUAACAUCUGAGAAAGAUCCACUUGGCAUUCUUGACCCUAUUCCUAGUAAACCGGCGAAUCAGAACCCUGUUAUCAUUAAUCCAACUAGUUUCCAUUCAAAUGUCCACUCUCAGGUACCUGUGAUGAAUGUAAGCAUGCCUCCUGCUGUUGUUCCUUUGCCAAGUAAUCUCCCUUUGCCAACCGUAAAACCUGGUCACAUGAAUCAUGGGAGUCAUGUUCAAAGAGUUCAGCAUUCAGCUUCAACCUCCCUGUCCCCUUCUCCAGUGACAUCCCCAGUGCACAUGAUGGGGGCUGGAAUCGGAAGGAUUGAGGCUUCGCCCCAAAGAUCACGCUCAUCUUCCACAUCAUCAGAUCAUGGAAAUUUCAUGAUGCCACCUCUAGGACCCCAAGCGGCUUGCAGUGGUAUUAAGGUUCCACCCAGGUCACCAAGGUCAACAAUAGGGUCCCCACGGCCAUCAAUGCCAUCAAGCCCUUCCACCAAGUCCGAUGGACAUCAUCAGUACAAGGAUAUCCCUAACCCAUUAAUUGCUGGAAUGAGUAAUGUACUAACUACCCCAAGCAGUGCCGCUUUUCCUGCUGCACCUGCCGGAAGUGGUUCUGUAAAGAGUCAGCCUGGUUUGCUGGGAAUGCCUUUAAAUCAGAUCUUGAACCAGCACAAUGCUGCCUCCUUUCCAGCAAGUAGUUUACUCUCAGCAGCAGCCAAAGCACAGCUAGCAAAUCAAAACAAACUUGCUAGUAACAACAGUAGCAGCAGUAGCAAUUCCGGAGCUGUUGCUGGCAGUGGCAACACUGAAGGACAUAGCACUUUAAACACCAUGUUCCCUCCUACUGCCAACAUGCUUCUCCCAACAGGUGAAGGGCAAAGUGGUCGAGCAGCGCUACGAGAUAAGCUGAUGUCUCAGCAGAAAGACUCAUUGCGGAAAAGAAAACAGCCUCCUACCACAGUUUUGAGUUUGCUCAGACAGUCUCAAAUGGAUAGUUCUUCAGUUCCUAAACCUGGACCCGACUCGCUGAGGAAGCAAAGUCAGGGUUCUUUCCCCAUCAGUUCAAUGUCUCAGUUACUACAGUCUAUGAGUUGUCAAAGCUCUCACUUGAGUAGCAAUAGUACCCCGGGUUGUGGGGCCUCCAAUACUGCUUUGCCUUGCUCUGCUAACCAGCUGCAUUUUACAGACCCCAGUGUGAACUCCAGUGUUCUUCAGAAUUCACUGACACAGAACAUCCCCGUCCGAGGGGAAGCCGUGCACUGCCACAACGCAAACACUAACUUUGUUCACAGUCACAAUUCAGUCCCCAACCACCAUCUUGCAGGUUUGAUCAAUCAGAUUCAGGCUAGCGGGAACUGUGGGAUGCUCAGUCAGUCGGGCAUGGCUUUAGGAAACUCAUUACAUCCCAAUCCACCUCAGUCAAGAAUUUCAACGUCCUCCACUCCAGUGAUACCAAACAGCAUUGUUAGCAGCUAUAAUCAAACAAGUUCUGAAGCAGGCGGUUCAGGACCCUCAUCCUCCAUUGCCAUCGCUGGCACCAGCCAUCCUGCCAUCACCAAGACAACAUCUGUUCUCCAGGACGGCGUCAUCGUCACCACCGCGGCUGGAAACCCACUGCAGAGUCAGCUGCCCAUCGGGAGUGACUUUCCUUUUGUUGGCCAGGAGCACGCACUUCAUUUUCCAUCCAACAGCACUUCAAACAACCAUCUUCCACACCCCUUGAACCCCAGCCUCCUCAGUUCUCUACCUAUCUCUUUGCCAGUGAAUCAACAGCAUCUCCUAAACCAGAAUCUAUUAAAUAUCCUCCAGCCUUCAGCGGGAGAAGGCAAGUCUGAGAUCAACCUCCACCCUUUAGGUUUUCUCAACCCGAAUGUAAACGCUGCUUUAGCUUUUCUCUCCGGUGACAUGGAUGGGCAGGGAUUGCAGCCUGUCCACUUUCAGCUCUUAGCGGCCCUGCUUCAGAACCAAGCCCACGCAGCUGCCAUGCUUCCCCUGCCAUCUUUCAAUCUGACCAUCUCAGAUCUUUUUCAACAGCAAAAUACCCCUUUACCCUCCUUAACACAGAUGACAGCCCCACCAGACCAUUUGCCAAGCAAUCAGUCAGAGAACAGCCGAGCUGAGACCCUUUUAACCAGCCCCCUGGGGAACCCUUUACCCAGCUUUGCAGGCAGUGACACUACUUUUAACCCCCUGUUCCUCCCAGCUGUCACUGGGGCCUCAGGAUUAAUGGCCUUGAAUCCCCAGCUGUUGGGAGGUGUCCUGAACUCAGCAUCGGCCAACACCGCUAAUCAUCCAGAGGUUUCCAUAGCAACUUCCUCCCAGGCAACCACUACCACAACCACUACAUCAUCAGCAGUGGCAGCACUGACUGUCUCAACACUUGGUGGGACAGCAGUGGUGUCAAUGGCAGAAACAUUGCUGAAUGUAUCUAAUAGUGCUGGGAACACACCUGGUCCAGCUAAACUCAACAGUAACUCUGUGGUGCCACAGCUACUUAACCCUCUACUGGGGACAGGUCUGCUUGGUGACAUGUCCUCAAUAAACAAUACUUUGAAUAAUCAUCAACUGACUCAUCUACAGUCGCUGUUAAACAACAAUCAGAUGUUUCCUCCAAAUCAGCAGCAGCAGCAGCAGAUUCUUCAGGGGUACCCGAAUCUCCAGGCAUUCCAAGGACAGCCCACAAUUCCCUGCCCAGCUAACAAUAACCCCAUGGCUUGUCUGUUUCAGAACUUUCAGGUGAGAAUGCAGGAAGAUGCAGCUCUCCUAAACAAAAGAACAAGCACUCAGCCGGGGCUCACUGCACUUCCUGAGAAUCCGAACACUACACUUCCACCUUUCCAAGAUACAGCUUGUGAGUUGCAACCGAGGAUUGACCCAUCCCUUGGCCAGCAGGUGAAGGACGGCCUCAUUGUGGGUGGCCAAGGUGAUGCUUCCGUAGAUGCCAUUUACAAGGCAGUUGUCGAUGCUGCCAGCAAAGGAAUGCAGGUUGUCAUCACCACAGCAGUCAACAGUACAACUCAGAUCAGCCCCAUUCCAGCUCUGAGUGCCAUGAGUGCCUUCACUGCUUCGAUUGGUGACCCAUUAAGUCUCCCCAGUGCUGUCAGUGCAGUCAUUCAUGGACGGAACAUGGGCAAUGUCGAUCACGAUGGUAGGCUGAGGAAUGCAAGAGGGCCCCGGCUGCCCAGGAAUCCGGACCAUGGGAAAAACUCACACGAAGGAGAUGGGUUUGAAUAUUUCAAGUCAGCAACUUGCCACGCAUCUAAAAAACAGUGGGAUGGGGAGCAGAGCCCUGGAGGGGAGCGAAACAGGUGGAAGUGUGAGGAAUUUUUAGAUCAUCCAGGCCAUAUUCACAGUAGUCCUUGUCACGAAAGGCCCAACAAUGUCUCUACACUGCCAUUUCUGCCUGGGGAACAGCACCCAAUACUGUUACCACCAAGAAACUGUCAAGGGGAUAAAAUUCUGGAGGAAAAUUUCAGGUAUAAUAACUACAAAAGAACUAUGAUGAGUUUCAAGGAGAGACUAGAGAACACUGUGGAAAGAUGUGCACACAUCAAUGGGAACAGACCUCGACAGAGUCGUGGCUUUGGAGAGCUGCUGAGCACCACAAAGCAAGACCUGGUCCUAGGGGAGCAGUCUCCAAGCUCCUCAAAUAGUUUGGAAAGUUCUCUGGUCAAAGACUACAUCCAUUACAAUGGAGACUUUAAUGCCAAAAGCAUUAAUGGGUGUGUGCCUAGCCCUUCAGACGCUAAAAGCAUUAGUAGUGAAGAUGACCUACGGAAUCCAGACUCCCCCUCUUCAAACGAGUUGAUACAUUAUAGGCCAAGGACGUUCAAUGUUGGCGACUUGGUCUGGGGCCAAAUCAAAGGACUGACUUCCUGGCCUGGAAAAUUAGUAAGAGAAGACGACGUUCACAAUUUAUGUCAACAAAGCCCUGAGGAAGGGAAGGUGGAGCCCGAGAAGCUGAAGACACUAACAGAAGGUUUAGAAGCCUACAGCCGAGCCCGGAAAAGAAACAGAAAAAGUGGAAAGCUAAAUAACCAUUUAGAAGCUGCUAUUCAUGAGGCCAUGAGUGAACUGGACAAAAUGUCUGGGACUGUUCACCAAAUCCCACAUGGAGACAGACAAAUGAGGCCCCCCAAACCCAAGAGGAGGAAGAUCUCCAGAUAACAGGGACUACUCCACCAUGCACAGUGUUGAUGAAAGGAACGUGCACAGAUAUAUCUGUAUAUAGGUAUUGAUAUAGCCACCGUUAUAUCAAUAUUUAUACUAUGGCAGAGAGCUACAUCCACCACAGGGUGCUAAAAGAAACAGUGAUACAAUAUUUUUUUGAUCAGGAAGGAUAAUGAAUGCUGGAAAAACCAAUCAAAAUCCCUGAGUGAUGGGCGUGAUAAAUGGUCAAGAGAUGACUGAGAAACCCUUUUUUUCUAUAACACUAAAAUUGUGAUUAUAAGAGAUAGUCCAAAUGUUUCUGAAGACUUUUCAAUGUUGUAUAUAGAAAAUACAGAAUUUCAUGGUGAUAUCAGAAAUGUAAAUAUUGUACAAUAUUGUCAUGUACAAGCGUACUUAAUGCACACUUUAUCUUUUAUUGUACAAAGAAAUAGUGUACAAAAUUCUUUGGUUUCUAUGGAGUACACCUACCAGAGACUACCAGUGUAAAGUGAUGAAUAAAAAUACAACCUAAAUGCUUUUCUAUGAUAAUGUAAAAGAUGCUGUUUUUGUAUUUAACAGCAGAGAAAAGGCAUGAUGAUGUGUAUUCCCUGAAUUAUGACAUACACUGCACACCACUGAGUGUCCAUUUAUAUUGUCUGUUUGGACGCACCUGGCCUGCAAGCACUGGACUUGACCUCGGGUGUCUAGGAAGUCGAAACCUUGCGGAUUUCUAAAGGGUUGAGGGCUCACAGGUCUAAAUUAAGAAUUCAGAAACUGCAACCAUUUGUUGCAUAUUUUUUUUACCUAAGUUUUAAAGUAGAAUAGGUUUUAUAAAAAAAAAAAAUCUUGGAAUAUUUUACUCAGUCAUUUCUGUAGGUAACGUUUGAUAGCCACCUAUUGAACUAGAUUGCUUAUGCUGCACCACCGUGAUGCUCAGAGCUAAGUUUCUUUGCAAACAAUACCUGAUAAGAUAAAACUUUCUUCUGUUCCUGUACAUGGAGGCUAAAGCCCCACUUUGAAAUCAUCAUCAGAGGGAAGGUUGGUUAUAAUUCAGUUUUCCUUUGGGGGCAAAAAGAAAUAUGAAUCAUCAAAGCAAGUUUCAUAUAUCCAUCCAUUUAUCAGUAUUACUUAAUCCGCAAGCUAAGGUGGCUUUCAAAAUUAUUAGCAAUGGUAAUUUUUUAUCAGUAUUAUGUAACAUAUCAGAUUUAUUUUAUUUAAAGAAUUAUUUAUACCAUUAACAGAUUCUUAUAUAUAUAUAUAUAUAUUAAUGUGGCUGAAAUGUGCAGGUUAAAUCUAUUAACCAAAUUAUUUAUAUUAUAUUAAAUAAGAAACAAAUUUGAAACAAAUGUAGAAAGAAAAUACUACAUUACAAGUAUACAAGCCUAAAACUGUGAGCCAUUGUAAAGUACAAGGUUAUUAAUAAGAAAUGUAGCACAACAUAAUUUUCUGUCUUUUUUUUUUUUCACAAUUUUUGUGGUGGUGGUAUAACCCUAUCUCCCAAGCAAUUGAACAAAUUUUCAGGCCUCCAGCCAGGCUUCUGUUGAUGUAUUGUCAAAAGAAGUCCAUUAUUCCUUUAUUUUUCCUACGACCAGCCCCACCCCCAAAUUCUUACUCCCCUAGGGAGCGCUGCCUUGUCCCCCUAGCCAGGGCUCACUCAACAGCUUAGUGAUCAGGCUGCUGGGAGGCCCUCCAAUAGCUUACCCUUACUCCUCCUCUCUUAUCCAUCCCCCAAACUCCUCAGUCCCAUGACGUAGCAGAGUUCCAGUAACUCAGGAAAAAGGAGACCAAGGUCAUUCCUCCAACUGGUUUCUUGGGGCCACAGUACAGAACACUCCCCCUGGGCUGUUCUGUAAUAUCAGCAGCUCUGAAUUCUUCCCCCAGGUCUCCUGUGUCUCUGUGUCCUUUCCACUCCCACCCUCAGCCCUGUCCCCAAGAAACUGGCCACACUGGGCUCCAUGGGCUGGAGGGAGGGACCCUUCCUUCUGGGGUAGGUUCGUUUUGUCUUUCCCCAGUCCUAGAGUCAUCUUUUGUGUAGUUGAGUUGGCACAUUUUUGUAAUUAGUUGAUGUGUUCAGUGUGUUUCAACCAUUAACGUUGUCCAUUUUUUGUGCACCAAUCUGCUUUUCUACUGUUUUGUUUUAUAUGAUUGAUUUCAGUCACAGAUAGGUGCCUAUGUCUAUCUGGGCAUGUGUGUGUGUGUGUGUGUGUGUGUGUGUGUGUGUGUGUGUGUGUUUUGAUAUGUACAAAUUUCUUCAGCCUUUGCUUUUUUGACUUCAGACUGAGUUUGUGUCAAUCAAGCCUUCUUUUUGAUAUUUUAAACUAACUGGGUUUGUGCUUCCCCCACCCAUGUAUACUUUACAUCAGUAGACCAUGUAAAGUAUGUUUGCACCCAUGAUUUCAUUGGCUGCUCACAGCUUUGAUGUGGGUGUUAUGUGUGGUUGUUUCAGUCCACCAGGGUUUUUUCCCCCCUUUCUCUUUUACAGUUAUAUGAUUUCAUGUAAGCAGUUAAUGUAAACAUUGUUGGCAUGACAGGUCAUGCAGUGCUGUAACAUUUUUUUUAAAUGUUGCACCUACUUUACAAUUAAAAAACUGGUCACCAUACUUAAAUUUUGCCCAUAGAGCCAUUUCUUUCUCUUUGUAUUAAAGCCAAUUCAUUUUUUUUAAAUGAAGGCUAGCCCUUCUACAUUGUACAUUUUUUUUAUUCCCUAAAAUAAACUUUUCCCCCUAAUAUAUCUGAGAAUGGAAACAGAAUGAAAAUGUUUUGCUCCUUUUAAGAACUUAAUAGCUCCCCUUGAAAAAGGCAAACUGAUUUUAUUCUGUUCCCCUAACAGUCUUAGGAAGCACAAGGAGAAUAAACUAUACCUUUAUGUAGUUUCCAAAGAUUAUUUCCAACAAGUGGAAAUUAACAGAGCAGCUCUUGUUUGAUUUGUCUUGUUUGUGGCAUUAAAAACAAUCAGGGUUUUUAUUUAUUUAAAGGAACAUUUCAAUUCUAUUGUGAAUAUCAAUACUUUAAGAAGAAUAUUCAUCCCUUGUGAUAUCAUGGGCCACUUUUCGUCUUUUAAUUAGACCCUGACUUUGAGUAAUUUGCUGUGUCCGUUUUUUUAAGUAAUCACAACCUUCAGUUUUGAACAUACAGCAUAAUUGUGGGAGGAGCAGAGGGCAGUUUUUUGUUUUCCGUUAAGUUUUAUGAAAAUUCUCAACUGACUUAUCCCAUGAGGAGAUUCCUUUUUCAUUUCAGAGUGCAGUUACUUUGGUAAUCGUCCGUGCUGUGUGCAACGUUCCUGUGUAAGUCACAGGCCAUUCUGCACUGAGAUUUUAAAAUCUAAGAUGCGUAAGAUGCUAGUGACAUUGCUCUUUGUGCAAAGAAAGCCAAGGAUUCUAGACCUUACCGAAAAUCUGAAAUCUUGUUUACAUUGCCCAUUUUUGCCCAAAUAGUGUAACACAAGACUCAAGACAUGUCACUGUCAUGUAUAAAAUGAGUUAUGCAAUACUUUAUUGAUGUGGGGGCUGUGGCCAAAUUAAUAACCUGAUAUUAAGAACUGUAAUAUUGAAUUAGUUUAUCUUUUUCUUUCAUUCACUCUAUCACAUUUGCAUUAGCCAAAGAGAUAAGAACAUUAGUAAUUCAUGUGUGUAAAAAAAAAAACCCUAGUGAUUUUUAAAUCAGUGAGCCAAAAAGCAAUAAACAAUUCCAGCAUGGGAUAUCCUGCUAAGAGUAGGGAGUCGGAUGGAGAAAAAAUAUACAAAAAGCAUUUUCUUAAAUAUGAAAGAUUAAUUUGUAUCUACUGUAAAUAUGUAUUAUCAGCCUUACCUGCUUUUAUACACACUGUGUGUGUACUUCAGUGACCUUUUAUAAACCGGGAAAAAAAAUGGUUGAUUUACUGAUUUGUUAUGUAAAUACAAAGUUGUCUAUAAAUUGGAAAAUUUGAUGCCGGAUGGCUUCACAAUAUACAAAUGUGUUUUGUAA
Molecule: messenger RNA, 10240 nt
Organism: Myotis brandtii (Brandt's bat)
Lineage: Eukaryota; Metazoa; Chordata; Mammalia; Chiroptera; Vespertilionidae
Gene: MBD5
Product: methyl-CpG binding domain protein 5
Exons: 15
Coding region: 1094-6295 (1733 amino acids)
Cellular component (GO): nucleus; chromocenter
Molecular function (GO): chromatin binding; DNA binding
Source: RefSeq, a predicted model, not a curated record